AUGGGAUGUAAACAGAGCAGCUUACGGAUCCCCUCGCCGGGGCUCCAGCAGGAACAAUUAGAAGUGGAGCAGAAAGCAUGUGAUCCAGCGAGCACGAGGUCCAGGAAUAGUGUAGAUCCAAACGACGUGCAUUUGUCAGAGAUAGGUGGUGUGGCAAAAAUCGACCAUCUGCAACGCCACAAGCAGUCACAAAAGUGUGAGGCUCCUUCCCGUGUGCUUCCGCUGGUGCCCCCAGACUCGUGGUAUGCACGGGAGUUCACAGAGAUGACCAGAAUGUCACCCACAGAGUUUCACAUGAAGCAACGAGGCAAAGUUGUUUUUUCAGGAGGUUGCAUUCCUGUGGGAGCCUCGGAGUUGAGAAACCUUCCCGGCCGCGCCCCAUUGAUGCCAGCAACGCUGGAGAUUGGGAAAGACCUUGUCUACGGCAUGGCGUACCUCUACAACACGCCAAUUUUUACGGAGCAUCAGUGGCGUAUGCGCGUGGCCCAUUACGCGGCGGCUGUCACCCAUGCCGGACAGGGACAGGGGCCGGCGAGGAAGCAGCGGGAAGGAGAAGAAGAACAAGACGCGGGUGAAGGGAGGCGUCAUGCGGCGUUGGACGAGUGUGAGUUGGCUCGCCUAAAGGCGAUGGCGAAGUCAAUUUACGGGCGACCGAACAUUAACACCUUAGUGGGCAUACGUGUCUUUGUUGACAACAAACUCGUCCCGGAUCACAACUCCACAUCCAGGAGCAUUCCAAACUGCACAGCCACGAUAGACACCGCUGAGGCCUUCAACAACUGGAUUUGUAUCCCCAUAGUAUUGGUAGGAUAUCUGAACAACUUUUUGUUGAGCACCAUCACGUUGUACAGGUCUCUCUCACUCAACUUUGUAGACUACAUGCUGUGCCAACCUAUCACCUUCUCUGGUACCAGCGUGAAUGAAGACAACCAUAGUGGCAGUGACAGAGAAGAAGGCUGCGGUAGCGAAGGUGUGAGUCGAGCUUUUGAAAUUUGUGUAGAAGUGGUCUACGGAUGUCCUUCCGAACUAAACUUUUGCACGGAUUACAUAUCGAAAGGUAAAGUGCAGAUUGUCAUGACAAGACAAUCCCAAGUGGCUUUGAAAUCGUACGGAGAUAAACUGCGCAAACUGAUUCUGUCUGGUCCUCUUUUGCGUGAGCAAGUGGUUCCUAUGGACCGAUUGGAAAUGGCCACGCGGCAUCAUUCGUCGCGUAAUUGUCUCUUUUGUAGAUCCCCGUUGCGGUAUACAUGCACCAUAUGCGGAGCACAGCUCUGUGGCACUGUCUUGUGUGUCUGGCGCCCCUUUGCUGGUUAUCCCAGCGGGUGUUCUGUUCAUAAGGCACAAGCAUAA
Trypanosoma rangeli is the source of this 1350-nucleotide messenger RNA. RefSeq lists its product as uncharacterized. NCBI's taxonomy places the organism in Eukaryota, Euglenozoa, Kinetoplastea, Trypanosomatida, Trypanosomatidae. The transcript has a single exon. The record is from RefSeq and is a predicted model, not a curated record. The coding region runs from base 1 to 1350 and encodes 449 amino acids.